Molecule: messenger RNA, 936 nt
Organism: Aspergillus ochraceoroseus IBT 24754
Lineage: Eukaryota; Fungi; Ascomycota; Eurotiomycetes; Eurotiales; Aspergillaceae
Exons: 4
Coding region: 1-936 (311 amino acids)
Source: RefSeq, a predicted model, not a curated record
AUGGCUGUUAUUGCAGUUGCAGGAGGUACCGGGGGGGUGGGCCGGACGAUUGUCAAUGUCCUACUCCAGGAAUCUAAACACCAAGUCAUUGUACUAACUCGAAAGGCGACCACAAGUCCAAUCCCCGAGAGAUUGCAACAAGUCGAGGUAGAUUACAGGGAUGUUUCUGCUCUCGUCAGAACGCUAGAACAGUACGAGAUAGACACCGUCGUGUCGGCAAUUUCGCUGUACUCCGACGAGACUAGUGAAUCUCAGUUGAAUCUCAUUAAAGCGGCAGAGAAAUCCAUCCCUACGAGGAGAUUUAUCCCAAGUGAAUACUCUUACAUUCAGACGGAAGACCUCCUACCUAUCGACCCCGGCGUUAAGUAUUUCAUCGACGCCGCCAAGUUGCUCCAGAAUGGAAACUUGAAGUAUACCCGGGUAAUCCCCGGCUUCUUUAUGGAUUACUGGGGAAUGCCACAUGUUCGCACGAACCUACAACCCUUUACCUUUGGAAUCGACAUCGCUAGCGGUCACGCUGCGAUCCCGGGGGAUGGAAACGACGUAAUAGGCAUGACAUAUACCUAUGACAUGGCCGCGUUUAUUGCAAGACUGCUCCAUGUCGAAGAGUGGCCUGAGUUCAGUGUCAUCGUGGGGGAUGAUAUCACCUAUAACCAGCUUAUAGAACUAGGAGAGCAGGUUCGAGGCAAGAAGUUCCGGGUCGUUCAUGACAGUCCAGAGCAGAUCAAAGAAGGAAAUGUCACUGUUCCUCCGAUGCCUGAAGGGUUAGAAUAUACCCAAGAGGAGCUGCGAGAAACAACCGCUCUAGUGAGCAGGCUGACCAUUGCCCAAGUCUUUGACUUUCCAGCUGGGAUUCGCUCGAACUCCAAAUUCCCGGAUCUAAAACUUGUUCAGGUCAAGGAGUUCAUUGAUAACGCUUGGAAGGGGAAGCCAUAA